This is a messenger RNA of Helobdella robusta, 438 nucleotides long. RefSeq lists its product as hypothetical. Lineage: Eukaryota; Metazoa; Annelida; Clitellata; Rhynchobdellida; Glossiphoniidae. Bases 1 to 438 code for a protein of 145 amino acids. The transcript has 5 exons. The record is from RefSeq and is a predicted model, not a curated record. Gene Ontology annotation, biological process: proteolysis. Gene Ontology annotation, molecular function: metalloendopeptidase activity.
AUGACUCGGGCCAGGAACUUUCCGAAGUUUGACGCCGCUGGUGUUUUUACUAGAUACAACCUCAACAAUGUACUCGGGUUGGCAUUUAGGUCCUCUGUAUGUAGUAAGAAUGCAGCAUUUAUAGCUCAGGAACAUGGCGCUUUCCGAACAGCCGAUCUGGCUGCCCAUGAAUUAGGACACGUGUUAGGUGCUGUGAACGAUGGUGAAAUAAAUACAUGUCCUAACAACGGGUUCAUCAUGGGCUCGUUGAGGAAUAUGAUGGAUGAGAAGAUAGCCGAAAGGUUUCGUUCAUUUUCACCGUGCUCCCAGUCUGAAAUUAGUUAUCAUCUCGGCAUAGUGAACAGUUAUCCCAACAACUGCUUGCUGACAACUUACGACACCAUCUGGCAGAAGGAGAUGACGGAACGGCUGAAAGAACUCAUAGGCUCGUUUCGUUAA